AUGUCGGGUCUUGAUUUUCUUUCACUUUCCAAGACAAGAUUCCAAGGUCAACAGGGGUUCCAACCUGGCCGACACAAAUCACACAACAACCACCAUCACAGCCACACCUAUCCACAACCACAACCCACAUCGAACACCGACACCCGCCCGGUGCCGGAACGGUUCGCUCAUUCAGCCUCUGCCAGCGGCCUGCGACCAGCAUCUAACCUCCAUCCAACCACCGCCAUCCGCCAAUCCCCUCAACCACCCCGCCAAGACUUACCACGGAAGAUAUCCCCAACCUAA
Molecule: messenger RNA, 285 nt
Organism: Paracoccidioides brasiliensis Pb18
Exons: 2
Coding region: 1-285 (94 amino acids)
Source: RefSeq, a predicted model, not a curated record